AAAAUAUUCAUGUUUGACACAUUAACUGAGUCAGUUGUCCAUACAAUAUCGGCUCUAAUUAUGAGUAAAAGAAUGAUGGAUGCAUAUGAAAGGGACGCGCGAGCUCCGAAGGCUAAAUUUAUACGUUUCGGUCGCAAUAAUAAUAUGAAAUUCAUACGAUUCGGAAGGAGUUUUAACGAUCGGGAAUCGGAUGAAGAUGGUUUGGCUGGCAAAAAUAAAUUCGAUCAGAGAAUGUUUCAAAGAUGA
Messenger RNA from Dracunculus medinensis (Guinea worm), 246 nucleotides. The record is from the annotation of a GenBank genome assembly. Lineage: Eukaryota; Metazoa; Nematoda; Chromadorea; Rhabditida; Dracunculidae.